UGGUGAUCGGUACUCUGAGCUGACUCGACCAAGAUGCUGCGACACAUUGCUCUGGUGUGCCUGGUGGUGGCGGCCACCGCCAAGGAGGUGGAGAAGCGCCAGGUGGGCUACGGCGCGCCCAGCGGGCCGGCGCCAUCCACCGGCUACGACGGCGGUUUCGCACCGUCCGGUCCGGCUCCGUCCGGGCCGUCCGGCUACAGCGGUCCGUCCGGCCCGUCCGGUGGCGGCGUGGAUGCUUCCUUCGGAGCCGGCUUCGGCGGCGGCUUCGGCGGCGGCUUCGGCGGCGGCCUGAGCGGCGGCGGCAAGUGCCGUGACCAGACCAAGUACAUCCUGACCUGGACCAAGGCGGUGAUCCCGGUGACCGUGUACGACACGCGCACCGAGUACCUGCCGACCACGCUCUACAAGUACGUGACGGAGACCGACUACUACCCGCACACGGUGGUGCAGCUCGAGACGACGACGCGCGGCGGCGGGUCCGAGUACCAGGAGGAGACCAAGAUCGCGUAUCGCACCAACACGGUGGUCAUCCCGCGCGUGGACACCAUCACUUCGACGCUCAUCUUCACUGAGGACGAGCACGUGACGGUGACGGAGACGGACCACCUGACGCAGACCCAGGCGCAGCAGUACCCCGUCGCCGUCACUGUAACCAGCGUGCAGCGCGUGCCGCAGAUCCAGACCUCCGUAGCCACCGAGUACCAGACGCAGUACCAGACCCAGUACGCCACCAACCAGUACAACGUGGUGCAGACCAAGACGCAGAACGUGCCCCAGCUGCAGUACAUCACCAACACGAUCACGCAGAAGCAGUACCAGACGGUGGCGGUGACCCGCACCCAGAAGCGCUACCAGACGGUGACCAAGUGCGAGCAGCAGGGGUACCCGGAGCCGCCACGCAGCCAGUACUAGGCCACCGGAGCAGUGGAGUCCACCCAGCCAUCGACAGACGAGUCAGCUCACUUAGACUAAGUCAUUAGGUUAAGGAGCGCGAAUUCCCAUGCUGUGAUACUGUGCUGUUGUUGACCGGAGCGCGGGGUCGAAAUCGUCCGCUGGUCGGACCAGUCGUCCCGUGACCUCCACGUGCGUGUUGCUUAUUUGUAGCGGGGGUCAUGUAUUCAUAUGCUGUUUGUGACGGUCCAGUGUGAUACGCUCAGGCGUCGUUCAUGAAACGAUAUCUGGGUUCCGUGUUGUCUAAUUCGACGAUAAAGAUCAGCUGAUUGCCCGCUCAAAUAGGUAUCACGUGCGUUUAAUUUUUAUGUCAUAUUUACUCCUGUACAAAGUAAUUUUGUAAUAAAAGCAAAAAAGCCACA
This is a messenger RNA of Pollicipes pollicipes, 1313 nucleotides long. RefSeq lists its product as uncharacterized. The coding region runs from base 34 to 912 and encodes 292 amino acids. The record is from RefSeq and is a predicted model, not a curated record. NCBI's taxonomy places the organism in Eukaryota, Metazoa, Arthropoda, Thecostraca, Pollicipedomorpha, Pollicipedidae. The transcript has 3 exons.